This is a messenger RNA of Fulmarus glacialis (Northern fulmar), 970 nucleotides long. Its product is annotated as tetratricopeptide repeat protein 27-like. The transcript is spliced from 7 exons. The annotation marks the transcript as partial. Lineage: Eukaryota; Metazoa; Chordata; Aves; Procellariiformes; Procellariidae. The record is from RefSeq and is a predicted model, not a curated record.
AAAGUGGAUCAUUAUUGCAGUUGAUUUUUGAUGGGAAAUACGAGGCAAUAUUUUCAAAUUCAGUCAUCCAGAAUGUUUUCAGUGCAUCUUCUGUGACAGAGGAGAACAUUGACAGUUACUUGGAGAAACAGAUUCUGGCAUACCUGGACCUUUCUGCAGAGGUUGAUAACUUGGAAAGGCAGCGACUGAUAUUUCUACUUGGUGUGGGCAGUUUGCAGCUCUUCGUUCAAAGCAAUUGGACUGGGCCUCGUCUUCAAUUAAAGCUUCAGGACUUUUUGCCACCUGCAUUGUUACAGAAAUUCUGUGAGCCAAAAAUGCUGCAUGCAGCUAUUUUAAAGAUGCUGGUUCUAGAUGGUGAAUCAGUCUAUACCUUGACUUCUUACCCUAUUUUGCUGCUUAUAGCCAGGAUAAUCCUUGUGAAUUCAAGACACAAACUUGCAUCUCUUCAGACAUUAUCUUGGUGGACUCUAAGAUAUGUGAAUAUUCACCAGCAGUUGUUAGAGGAGAGAUCACCUGAGCUAUUUACUCUUGCCCAGACCUGUAUGAAACAAGUGACAGAAGCAGAAACUUUGUUCACAGGUGGUGAGAGCUGGCACUUAGCAGUUCAGUUCCAUCUUGAGUGUGCCUAUACAUUUUUGUAUUACUAUGAGUAUAAAAAAGCUAAACAAUGUUUCAAUACGGCUAAAGACAUAACGAAACUGCAGAUUAAUCUUACAGGUGCUUUGGGGAAGAGAACACGAUUUCAGGAAAAAUACGUUGCACAGCUUAUUUUGGAUGUCCAAAGAACAGAUGAAUUCCUCCUUCCUCACAGUGAACUAAGUCCAGCUCCAACACCUCUAGAAAACUUAACAAUGUGUUGUACUGGAUUUGGUGAAAAGAGAUUGACUGCAUAUAUGUCACAACUUGUGCUUGAUAGAACUAUGUAUAGCAACCCAUUUAAGGAUAGUGAGAACUCGGGGGAGGCGCCUUG